AUCAAUCCUUAUUCCUUCCGGUCAUCCCAGCACACAUCAACGAGCAGGUCUCGAUUCGGUUCAUUCAAUUCGUUCCAGUCGUUAGCCAAUUUAUUGCUCUUGAGCUGCAGCGGAUUCUUUAAGCCACAUUCACUCUUUCCCAUUCAGUCGUUGCCCACAUCUUCUAGUUCAAAAUGCACUUCACUUCAUUCCUCGCUGUCCUCCCUCUCGUAGGUCUUGCCGUUGCCCAACAGAACUUGGUUGUCAAAGUCGGUGAUGCCGGUGCGCUGACCUUCACACCACCUAGCAUCACUAUCAAUGACGGCGACAGUGUCUCCUUCCAGUUCUUGUCCAAGAACCACACUGUCACCCAGUCCACCUUCGCAAGUCCAUGCUCGCCCAUGACCAACGCCGAUGGCACACCCGGAAUCGACUCCGGUUUCCAAUUCGUCGACCCCGCUGCCACCCAGGUCCAACAGUUCACAUUCACCGUGAACAACGCGACUGCUCCUCUCUGGUUCUACUGCCGUCAGAAGACUCCUGCUGACCACUGUACCGCCGGAAUGGUCUUCGCCAUCAACCCCACUGCCGAGAAGUCUUUCGACGCCUUCCAGGCCGCUGCGAAGGCCUCCGCAAGUAACACUACCGCAACAUCUGCUAGUGCCGGUGCUACUGGUGCUACAUCUGCACCAGGCGGUACCGCCGCUACUGGUGCUACAUCAGCCGGCGGUGCGACAUCAACUGACUCUGCCUUAUCACCCAGUGCGACGACUACCAGCGAUGCAGGAUCAGCCAAGGCUGGCAGUGCUGCUGGUCUUUUGGUUGCUGGUAUUGCCCUCGUUGCGGGUUCAUUGCUAUGAGCGGCUUCGAUCAUGAUGUGAUGAUGGACUUUGGGUGUUAAAAGAUCAUUGGGUUUAUCAUCUGAGGAUAUGAAUGUCUUUUUCUUUUUGUUUGGGCUCACUGCAGUGCUGUGCUUUGCUGUUUUUCAUACUUUUUCCAUUUUUUUUCUUUCUGUAUGCCGGUAUCUUGACGGAACUGCGCAGUCGCUGGAAUGCAAAUCCUUGACCGGAAUCAUU
Somion occarium is the source of this 1055-nucleotide messenger RNA. The record is from the annotation of a GenBank genome assembly. NCBI's taxonomy places the organism in Eukaryota, Fungi, Basidiomycota, Agaricomycetes, Polyporales, Cerrenaceae.